GAAAGCCGAGAGAAUGGGAGAUUAUCACUUUGUGUACAAAGAUGUAGAAGGAGCCUCAACUCAAUGGGAUGAUAUACAAAGGAAGCUUGGAAAUUUGCCUCCGAAGGAGCCGACGUUCAAGCCUCCUCCUUUCACCCCUGCCUCUGAUUCCGAUACCCAACCUAAAGACAAAGCCUGGCUCGAUUCCAAAAGCCUGGAUGAACUCGAAGAGCUAGAAGACGAUCUUGACCUUGACGAUGAUCGUUUUCUCCAAGAAUACAGGAAGAAGAGGUUAGCUGAGAUGCAAGAGGCAGCUAAAGUCAUAAGGUUUGGAUCAGUGAUUCCGAUAUCGGGAUCUGAUUUCGUUCGAGAGGUUUUACAGGCUCCAUCUGAUGUUUGGGUGGUUGUCAUCCUUUACAAAGAAGGGAUUCCUGAAUGUGCACUAAUGAUGCAAAGCAUUGAAGAACUGGCUGUAAGAUAUCCUGCAACAAAAUUUGUCAAGAUAAUAUCCACUGACUGCAUUCCCAACUACCCGGAUCGUAAUCUUCCCACUUUGUUGGUGUACAACAAUGGAGCAGUCAAAGGAAAUUAUGUGGGUUUGCAUAGUUUUGGGCGAAGAUGUACUCCUGAAGGUGUUGCACUAGUCCUGUGCCAAUCAGACCCUGUUCUUAAUGAUGGCCACAAUAGAGAUGAGCAAUCAAGAAAAGCUGUCAUUGAAGGAGUCCGCAAGAGGUUUAUAGAGAAAGUUGUUGCCGAUCAUGAAGAGGAUGAUGAUGAUUACUCGAGUGAUUAGCAUUUUGUUUUUAGGGGGUUAUGUGUCUGCCUUUCUUUCAAGUAAGAUGUCUCCAAUCGAUGAAGUGAAGCAAUACAUAUGUGGAGUUUUAUUUUCCACAACUUUGCUUCUAUCCCUCUAUGUAGAGUUUUUCUUUCCUUUUUUCCCCUUCCCUGUGCCUUCUAAUUUUUCUUAUACAGCAGGAGGAUAAAGUUUGGUGGUUGGUUUUUUAGUCUCGUUUGAGUUAACAUCUACCAGUAUGAUGUGUGAUUCUCAUUUUCUUGUAAUAGAAAGUAAUUUAAUUCAGGUUUGCUUUAACAUCUUGCCAUUAUUUUUGUUAACAUUAUUAAUAAGGAGCCAUGUAAUCGUCAAUUUGCCAUCUUUUGGGAAAUAUAUGACAUACGCAUUAUACU
This is a messenger RNA of Abrus precatorius (Indian licorice), 1164 nucleotides long. Its product is annotated as phosducin-like protein 3. The transcript is spliced from 4 exons. The record is from RefSeq and is a predicted model, not a curated record. Bases 14 to 772 code for a protein of 252 amino acids. Gene Ontology annotation, biological process: protein folding. Gene Ontology annotation, cellular component: cytoplasm. Lineage: Eukaryota; Viridiplantae; Streptophyta; Magnoliopsida; Fabales; Fabaceae.